AUGGACGAGGUCUGGGAGAGAGCCGUGGAGGCGGCGCUGGAGGGCCAACCGGAAUCCUCCGCCACGCCGAGGGUCCUCACCUUGGACGGCGCCGUGAAGUGCCUGCACGGGCGGCUCCCCCCGCCGGCCCUGCUUGAGAGAUUCCAGAGCCUCCAGCACCUGUCGAUCGCGAACGUGGGGGUCUCGUCGCUGGAGAAGUUCCCGCGGCUGCGGAAUCUGCAGCGGCUGAUCCUCUCCGACAACCGCAUCGCCGGCGGCCUGGAGUUCCUUGUGGAGGCGGGAUUGGAUUCACUGCGGGAUCUCGACCUGUCGAACAACCGGAUCCAGUUCCUCGAAGAUCUCGCCCCGCUCGCGCGGCUCCGGCUGGUCUCCCUCGACCUCUACGAGUGUCCGGUCACGAGGAUCAAGGAUUACAGAUCCAGAGUCUUCGGAUUGAUCAGGUCCUUGAAGUACCUCGACAAGAUGGAUGCGGAUGAGAACGAGCGGCCGGAGUCGGACGAAGAGGAGGAGGACGACGAAGACGAGGACGAGGACGAUCCUGGCAGCGGGGAGAUCGAAGGUGAGGAUCGAGCUAGGAAGGCGGUUAAUGGUGGCGCCUCCAGUUCGGAGAGGGGCGGAGUUUUGGAUGUCGAUGAAGACGACGAGAGUGAUGCCGACGAGGAGCCGGAGAUUGGUGGGAGACCGAAAACAAAUGGAUACGCUCGAGACCUGUCCAAUGGAUUCCAUGUGGCUACAUCAGGCUCGGGGCACGAGGAGGAUGAAGAGUCUGAAGAACUCGACGAAGAAGAGUACGUGGAGGACUACGACGAAGAAGAGGACCUGGGAGGAGAGAUCAAUCAAGAAGAGGUGGAUGAGGACGUGCUGGAGGUGCACAGUGAGGAAGAAGAUGGGGUUGAGGAGGAGGACGACGAGGAAGAUGAUGAAGACGACGACGAGGAUGACGAAGACGACGACAGUCGAAGAGCUGGAAGUAGUGGGAGGUUGGCAAGCCUGGAGGGGGAGAUCGAUGGCGAUGAACUAGCAGAAGAGGAUGAGAAUGGAGAGAUUGGAGAGUACGACGAACCAGAGGUUGAUGAGGGCCAUGAAUCCGAUGACGACGACGACGAUGCCGAAGACGAGGUGAUUUUUCUGAUCCAAUUUCCGUUCCCAUUAUUUGCUGAACUAUAUAUAUAUAUAUCAAUCUAUAAUCACCGUUUCUUAUCCAUACCUUCCCGUACUUGAAUCACUGUUGACAUUUUUCUCAAGGGUUCCUUGGUAUUCAUUGUACUCCUAGAAUGACAUCUCAUGCACUCCUGUUGCUGGAUUGUUCUUCCCGAAUUUAAUCAUAUCUUUCUUCCUUAUUAUGUCUGAUGGGACCAGACUGCGAUGGAUUAGCAUAUUAUUAUAUUCUCCUUUUAUCUGGGUUUGUUGCGAUCAUCCUCUGGGAGUUAUAUAUAUAUAUAUUUUUUUAAUGAUUUAUUUAUCACCUUCCAAAACUUUGGGUUAGUUCAUCCGGUAAGUAAUUCACACUUCAAAGUGGAUCUCCUUCAAGAUUUUUUAUUUUUGUUAAUUGUAAUCGAAGGAAAGUCAUCAUUUUUUUUGGGUUUUUUUUUAACACUACUAGUUCUUGUUGGGUCAUGUUCGAAUUGGGUAAUUCAUUCAACACGGUCUCCCUCCAUGGGUUUGUUCAUCAGUUUAUAACUCCUCUUGGCCUAAAAAUCUUUUGUUCACUCACAUCAGAUGAACUCCCUCCAUGCUUCGUUCACCUCCGCAUGUUUCUUUUCGUUCUCUCUCUCUCUCUAGCCAUGGUUUUUCUCUCUUUCUCUCUCUAGCCAUUUGGAGGAUUAUUUCUUCCGUGAUCUUGGCACCCUAAAAAAGGAAAAAACAACCCGGGAGCUGAACUGAUAGAUAACCUAUCCGUUGGGGGAGUUGCAGGAGGAGGACGUGGCGGAGUUCCUCGUGCAGCCAAUCGGCCCGACGGAAAUCGACGGGGGGCUCAGCGACGUAGACGGCGGCAACGAUGAGGACGUCAGCGAGGAGGACGAGGUGGACGACGACGAGCAGAGAGUGGGCGGCGCCGCCGCCCCUCCCUCCUCUUCCUCCGCCCUCAACAAGAGGAGAAGGGGCGGCGUCGCCCACCCGCCGCCGGAGGAGGACGAAGAUGACGAAGAAGAGGAAGAGGAGGAUCUCGUCGACGACUCGCGGCCGCCGCCCAAGCGCCGCUGA
Molecule: messenger RNA, 2205 nt
Organism: Spirodela intermedia
Lineage: Eukaryota; Viridiplantae; Streptophyta; Magnoliopsida; Alismatales; Araceae
Source: the annotation of a GenBank genome assembly